CAUAGCGGCCUCACGUCCCUACUGCGCGCCAACCUUACGAAACUUUCAGUUACAUCCAACAACUCAUAAUUACAAAGUGUUCCAACUAAAAUAAUAAACUAAAAACAUUGAAUAAUAAAAAUUCAUAAAUUUUAGUUACUAAAUUCAGAAUAUAAAUAUUCAUUAUUUUUAUUUUAGUUUUUUUGUUUUGUUUUAUUUUUUAUUUUAUUUUGUAUGAGUGUUUCGGGAUAUUUGGUUUUGUUUUAGUGAAGGAAUAGUGGUGUGUUAUUUUUUUUGUGAUUGUGAUAUGUUAAUUGGUCAAAAUAGGUGACGAGUAUAGUUAUGGGCCUGAACAGCCUCUGUGUGGUGGAUUGGAAGUGAAUUGGACGCUAUGUUAUUAUCAUAUCAAACGCAUACUUACCAUCCUGAUGUCUUUUUAUGGUGCCAAUCCCCCGAACAGGAUGGAUAAUAUUACCCUAGAGGUAUGGGGGCUGCAGCCCAACCAGAGCUUCCCAUACAACGCCUCAGCCGAAUGGAUGAUAGAACGCUCCAAAAGCGUUCCGGACCCAAUAAUACUCUUAGAAAAGUUUUCCCAGAAUAAGAAAGUGGAUGACACGACGAGAGCACUACUUCUCACGUUUUAUGGGAUCCUGGUAGUCAUCGGCGCUGUUGGCAAUGCACUUGUUGUUAUAUCCGUAGUCAGAAAACCAGUGAUGAGAACAGCCCGAAACAUGUUCAUCGUGAACUUGGCAGUCUCCGACGCGCUAGUCUGUUGUGUUGGCACUCCUUUGACCUUGAUGGAACUUUUGACCAAACAUUGGCCACUGCCAGAUUGGCCAAGCCUUUGCAAGGCGUGUGGCGCUAUCCAAGCCAUAUCAAUAUUUGUGUCGACUAUAUCCAUUACAGCUAUUGCAUUGGACAGAUAUCAGCUGAUCGUGUACCCAACGAGACCAGGCCUUCAGACGAUGGGCGCCCUCUUCACAAUGUUCUGGAUUUGGGUGAUCGCCUUCACCCUCGCCUCACCUCUCUACAUCUUCCGGAGCCUCAAGACCCACUACCUCGGUCUCAUAGACAUGAAAUCUCUCAGUUUCUGCAUAGAAGACUGGCACAUCAAGAACGGACGAGCCAUCUACUCUGGCUUCAGUCUCAUCUUCCAAUAUUUACUCCCCGUCUUAGUCGUAGUACUUGCACAUGUCCAAAUUCAUAGAAGACUUAGAGGGAGACGGCGGACCACCAGGAAAACCCCGGCCAUAUUAAUAGCCAUCGCUGUGACAUACGUCAUAAGUUGGCUGCCAUUAAACGUGUUCAAUCUCGUAGCAGACUUAAGUGCCGAGCCUUUUAUGGAGGAGAAAACUAUGACAAUAACGUACGCCGUCUGUCACAUGUUCGGGAUGUCGAGCGCAGUGUCGAACCCUUUACUGUACGGGUGGUUGAACGACAACUUUCGUAAAGAAUUCGAAGAGAUACUGUGUUGCUGUAAGAAGAGGCCUCUGACCAAGAACACGAGGAUCAAGAGUCGGAAGAUGGAGACAGAGCUGACGGCCCUCGCACAUAUGGAGCACACUGUCACCGCCAACACGAAGACCUCACAAUGCUCUCAGAUUUUCUGACUAAAGGCUUGUUGCAAAUAGCAGGAAGCUAUCAGUGUUGAGAUGCAAAGCAUUUAAGAACUCUAGUGUCAAUUUAUUAAUCGUAAUGGUGUACAAAGUUCCUUUAUUUUCGAGUUGUUAGUGAAUAAUUUCUCUUGUAAAUAUCUGUAGAUAUACUGUAUCGUUAUUACUUAUAAAAUAAUAUUGUACUAUACGUUUUCAUGAGCCCAAAACGUAGAGUACUAAUAUUUGAUACGAAGCCUUAUUUCGAUUGUGUAGUUGUAAGAAUUCAUUUUGUAUAAUAAAUCGUUAAAGAAAAAUAAAUAUUAUUAUUCGGUC
Messenger RNA from Spodoptera frugiperda (fall armyworm), 1907 nucleotides. It is a transcript of the gene NPFR, whose product is annotated as neuropeptide F receptor. The coding region runs from base 408 to 1589 and encodes 393 amino acids. NCBI's taxonomy places the organism in Eukaryota, Metazoa, Arthropoda, Insecta, Lepidoptera, Noctuidae. Gene Ontology annotation, biological process: G protein-coupled receptor signaling pathway. Gene Ontology annotation, cellular component: membrane. The record is from RefSeq and is a predicted model, not a curated record. The transcript is spliced from 5 exons. Gene Ontology annotation, molecular function: neuropeptide Y receptor activity.